AGUACACAUAGUGAUGUUCACUUGUCUGAGUGUUGACGGUCACACUAAAAUGGAGGACGACUCUCAGAACCAAGAUAUAUGCCGUGUGUGCAGGUGUGAAGGUACCAGCGACCGACAACUAUUCCACCCUUGCAUAUGUACUGGUAGCAUUAAAUUCAUUCAUCAAGACUGUCUGGUACAAUGGCUCCGCUACUCACGGAAAGAAUAUUGCGAACUCUGCAAACAUCGCUUUCACUUCACGCCAAUAUACUCUCCAGAUAUGCCAAAGAGACUGCCCAUAGCAGACAUUUUAUCAGGCUUGGCUCGGAGUAUGGGAACAGCGGUGCGGUACUGGUUGCACUAUACACUGGUGGCUGUGGCAUGGUUGGGUGUUGUUCCUCUCACUGCUUGCAGGAUCUAUCGCUGUCUCUUCACAGGCUCUGUGUCUUCUGUUCUCACCUUACCACUUGACAUGCUGUCAACAGAUAACCUAGUAUCAGAUAUCUUCCAUGGGUGCUUUGUGGUGACAUGCACACUAAGUGCUUUCAUCAGUCUAGUGUGGCUCCGAGAACAGAUCCUACAUGGAGGAGGGCCAGAUUGGCUUGAUCAAGAUGUACAGCAUGAGCAUGAGCCCCCUGGAAACUUCGGAGUUGUUAAUCAAGUAAAUGGUCAGGUUCCAGUACAGCCAGCCAAUGAGAAUGCAGCUGCUCCAGUAGAAGGAGUCAAUGAUAAUGCAGAGAUUAUUGAAGACCCGGUUCAUCAAGAAGUAGUGCCUGUGAUAGCGAAUCCCAAUAUUGCAGAAGGUAAUGAGGGUGAACUUUUACACGAGGGUAUACCAGCCAAUAAUAAUCUGGAUCCUGGGGCCGCUGCAGAUGAUGUCAACUGGAACCCAAUAGAAUGGGACCGAGCAGCUGAGGAGCUUACUUGGGAGCGGCUGUUGGGUCUUGAUGGAUCACUGGUUUUUCUGGAACAUGUGUUUUGGGUUGUUUCUCUAAACACAAUGUUUAUUCUUGUCUUUGCAUUUUGUCCAUAUCACAUUGGACAUUUUACCAUAGUGGGGUUCAAGCUGAAAGGCUGGGUGUCAGCGUCGCAUUUCGAGGGGCUGCUGACAGCAUUGUGUGGGUACUGCGUUGUUGGCUUAUGUCUAGUAUUGUUACAUACACUGGCUGCCCUAAUAAGACUAAACAGGUGAGGAUGAAACAGUUUUUUUGGGUUUAUUUUAUUGGUAGUAAGGGUGGCGCUCCUAGUGGGUAAAAAUUUUGGAGUUUUCCCCUUAUGGGGCGGCGGGUGGCUGGACAUUUGCCCUCCAUUAUUUGAUGCUAUUUGGAAGGAUCGAGAAGUUACUUUCAAGCAACCUGGGACUUCCCUGUUUUUCCACUUUUUGGGGGAAGGGUAUUUAUUCUACUUUGCUUCCUUCUCCUUCUGCUUCGGGAAUUUGCGACCAAGGGUCCUUUGGUUCCUUUCCGAAAUCUUAAUGUCCAGAUUUUUAUCCGUACAAGAGAUGAUACACCUGCCGAUUGUCCGUCACACUCGUCGCUUCCUGGCUUCUAUGGUCAUCUUUGGCUCUACAGUACUACUAAUGUUAUGGUUACCUAUCAAAAUUAUUCAUGGACUGUGGCCCUCAUUCCUGCCUUACCAUAUCACAUUGUCCAGUGACACACCAGUGAGUGAACUCUCUCUGGAGUUGUUGCUACUUCAGGUAAUUCUUCCAGCCUUGCUUGAGCAGGGUCACACCCGUGUGUGGCUCAAGCUCCUGGUCAGACACUGGUGUGCUGCCGUCUCUCAUAUUUUGGGUCUUAGGUCAUAUCUUUUAGGGGAUGUGGCUCUUGAUGUCCAGGGUGGUGGUGUAGUUAUAGGUGGUGAUACAGGUGGUGGGGCUGGAGAGGUUGGGGCUGGAGCAGCCCCUCAAGUUGAGGUUGAGGAACCAGCAGAAGGUAUAGUGAAUCCUGUGGUUGGUGGAGGUGGUGGCGUGGGUGCUGGCGGUGGUGGUGCUGCUGAUGCCCUCGCUGGAGGCCUGGGGGCAGCGCAUCAAGCACUGUUGCAGCGAGAUGGUCCUACUGGCUUUCAAGCAUAUGUACGUCCACGAUGGUUUGGUGUUCGCAUCUUGGGCUUGGUGAUCAUGAUGUGCAUCAGCCUCACUGCUGCAUCAAUAAUGUGCCUCACACUUCCGGUACUUGUGGGCCGACAGUGCAUGUAUUUAGCACUGGGAGACACUAAGGUUCAUGAGCUAUACACUGGUGCAUGUGGAUUAUACCUCUGUCUUCUUGGCAUCCGAGGCAUUACCCUUUUGGCAUCAUGGAUCAUGUUAGGUUGGACCCAAGUUAUUGUGAGGCUUCGGCAGUGGGGCAUUAUGGGCACAAAGGUGCUUAUAGCACUGGUGGUAGUGGCAGUAGUUGUACCUUUGAUGGUGGGAGUGUUGAUGGAAUUGGUGAUUGUGAUCCCACUGCGAGUACCACUUCAUCAAACACCUAUUCUUUUCCUGUGGCAGGACUGGGCACUUGGAGUAUUGUACACUAAAAUCAUGUGUGCCCUAGUAAUGAUGGGUCCUAACUGGUGGCUGAAGACGAAUUUGGAGCACAUCUACCUUGGGGGCGUACGUGGACUGGAUCUCAACUUACUUGUGGGCCAGACUGCACUUCCAGUCAUUGCUUGUCUCGGGGCUUGUUUAACAGUACCUUAUGUAACAGCUCACUCCAUCGCCCCACUGGUUGCCCCUCCCAAUGCUCUGAUUUUGGUAGAGCGUCGUAUCUACCCAGCACUCUUGGUUAUAACUUUACUCUCUAGUCUCAUCAUCAUGCAAGUUGUACAGUUUACACGCCUCUACGAACACAUAAAAAACGACAAGUAUCUGGUAGGGCGUCGAUUAGUAAACUAUGACCACACCAGCAGCCAGCCUCCACCACCUCUACAGGAGAAUGAAGUUACACCAUUUGUGAGGUGAAGGUGCCAAGCAGGGUAUGUAUGUGUAGAAAAAAUAUGCAUUUUCCAGUUAAAGUGCCCGACAAGUGUAAUAUUGGUAUACCUAACAGUGUACUUUGUACGUAUGGUAUGUCCACAUCCGUAAUAUACUGUGGUUAAAUUGAGAGGACAGUCAAACCAGGAGAAAUAUGUUGCAUGAUAUCAUUGAGCAUUGCUUGAAAUAUCCUUCAGUGAUCUUGUGAAGUUGGAUAGUGCAAGAUUUAUUGACUAGUCCUGUGGGUGUGUGAAAAUAUUUUUCUUGUCCAUGCAAAAGAAAGAAGAGCAUCCUGGAAUUAUUGAAAUAAAAAAUCUUAAGAUUUUAUUGCUCAAAAUAAUAAACUAGAUUCUUUAAAUGAAUUGUGAUACAGGAGGAGGAUCCCAUCUUGGAUGCUUCACAUUUGUGAUAUUGGCACUUUGAAACCAUAUAAUGACUUAGAAAUGCUGACCUCCUGUUACAAUCAGUGCAUAUAUUUGAAAGAAAAUUUUUUAACACACCGGCCAUCUCCCAGCAAAUCAGGGUGACCUGAAAAAGAAAAGACAAAAGUUUUUCUUUUUACAUUUAGUAAUUUAUAGAGGAGGAGUUACUAGCCCCUUGCUCCCAGUAUUUUAGUUGCCUCUUACCUGGAGUUUACCUGGAGAGAGUUCCGGGGGUCAACGCCCCCGCGGCCCGGUCUGUGACCAGGCCUUAUGACACAUAUGAGGAAGGAUUCUUCUUCACUUUCCUACAGAAUCGUACAUUGUGUUCAUUUUAUGCAUGUGUAGAGAGCUCACAUUUCUUUAGUAGAGGAAAAAGGAGAAAAGAGAGAGAGAUGGAAGACAGGGGUGUGAAGGAGGGUGUGGUGUAAGGUCCUGUGCCACACCUAUGGAACAUGUCCAGUGCAUGAUAGUAACUAGGGGCUACCACAGCACAGACACACGGCCUUAAGGAAAUUGUAUAUAUAAAUUGGUUCUUGACCAUUAUCUACCCAGCAAGUAAAGAACAAAGGCACAAUACUGUGACCAGAACAAUAAACAUGAAAUGAACCAGCAGGAACAGCCUGGUUGACCAGGUAAUCAGGCAAGUCUGACCCAGGGCCGGGCCGCAAGAUUAGGAAAACUCGGAACCCAUCAAAGUUAUACAUAGAGUAGGAAUAUUUUUGAUUAAAACUAACCAAGAAAAAAAAUAGACUAAUUCAGCCUUUGGAACAUGAUAAAUAUUAAAUCUGUAGUUCUUGACAAUCUUUACCAAGUAAAUAUGAAAUGAACAUACACAUAAUUAUUGCAUUUGGUAAAAAAAAAGAUAUUUAAAAGUUAUUUGCUUCAAUAAAGUAUUUGCAAUGAUUGUAACUACAGCUCAGCAUUCAUAAGUGAUUAAUUGAUUUCAAGCUGCUAAUACCAUGAGUGCAAAAUUUUUAUAAAGUGGGACUCUACUGUAUGGUGAAAUUAAAACUUAGGCUUGUGAGCACUUGCUAAAAUAUGUAUGUGAUCAUUCUGGCAUUGGUACAUUCUCUGUUGGUUUUUUCCCUUAAUUUACACCUUUUUCCAUAACAUAAUAGUUUUGUAUCACCUCUUUGUCCCUUCAUGGCUAAUAAUAUUUUAAAUAACAUCACUUCUCAUUGUACAAAUGAAAGAUAUUCCCUAAUGAUAGCCAAUGCAUAAGAUAACAGGUAAAUCUUGAACAUCUACUUACAUGCUUCUGUUUACAUUCAGUAUGCACUUUCUGGUAUUAUUUUUAUAUUUUCUGUAAUCUCUCUAAUUUAGGAGGCCUGGUGUAAGACCAGGUAGCAGGGGCGAUGAUCCUUACAUCCGUUGAUUGAUAUGUAGUCAGCCAGUGCAAGGUAGUGAAAGUGUUGUUGUUACCUAAAUCACUUUUGCAAGCAUAUAUACAGUGAGAGGAUAAUAUUCUUGGUCUGAGACUGGGUCCCAGGGGUCAGUAAUCCUUGGAACCAUUAACAGAUAUAACUCCUUUCAUGAGGUCAGAGAGACAUAAAAAGUUUUGAUAAAUUCAUAUACAAUAUUGUAUUUUCUAAGUGUUACUAGUUAAUGGAUCUUAAUAAUUCCAAACCAAGAUUUUAAUAUACGAACUGUAUUUUAUUUCUGAAUUAAAAACAUGCUUUAUAAGAACAAUGUUAAUUAGUGUUUAAUGUGACUUUAUUUCAGUAUAAUAUGCAAAGGAUAGCCAUUAAUACUUUUGUCUAUUCAUGUCAUUUGUCCUUGCUUAAUGAUACAAGGUUAUAAGGUGACCUUAAGAGACCAAAAAUUUGGCUUGUAUAGAUCAGGCUUCGUACAGUAAACCCUCAGUUUAAUAGGGAAAGGGAGUGGGUGGUCCAGUAAUGACGAUUGUUGUAGAUAUGAGAUUGUUUGCUGUGAUCAUAACAAUAACAGUGGACUUUGACCAUUUCCAAAUCAUUUGGCCCAGCACAUUUUUUUUCCGGUAUUUCUGAAGAUUGUUAAAUCUGGGGUUUACUGUAAUAGUGCAUGCUUACUGGCAGAUGUAAUUUUAUUAAGAAAUGGUGGUUAUUAUUAUUGUGUCCUAUAGAUUACUGACUAAAUCAUAGUCUGAAUCACUACAGAAGCUGUACCUUACAAUCAUUAAGAAUGGGAUCUCGGCUCAUUUGUAACAUACUAGUGAUAUGUUUUCAUAUGUUUUUCAUAAUACUGUAUUUUUUUUUAAAAAUCUAAUGUUCUCCACAUGAUAAUUAAUAUAUACGUGUAUGUUUACCUGAUUAUCUAAUGUAUCUUCUUUAGUUAUAUAUCACAGUGCCCUCUUCUUCAGUAUUGAAUAUCCAGGGUAAAGUACUGGCCCACAGCUGCAUUUUAUAACAAAAAAAGGCACAAUACCGUGACUGGAACGAUACACAAAUAACCCACACAUAAAAGAGAGAAGCUUACGACAACGUUUCGGUCCGACUUGGACCAUUGACAAAGUCACACUGUGACUUUGUCAAUGGUCCAAGUCGGACCGAAACGUCGUCGUAAGCUUCUCUCUUUUAUGUGCGGGUUAUUUGUGUAUAGCUGCAUUUUACACAAUCUCUUGCCAUUUUUUUUCAUUUAUCUGUAUUUUUCUUUAGUAAGACCUGAAUCUUUCAUUUGCUUCUGAGUGUAAAAUAUCCCAUUUAUGCUUCCAUUUUAAAAGCCUUGCUCAAAUUUUUAAAUUUCAGAUAUUAAAUUGGUAUGAUUUUUUUAAAUUGUGGAAUUGUUUGUUCUAUCUUGGUAAUUAAUAGGCAGAAUUUGUUCAUCACUGUUGAUGAAGAAUACUUGACAUGAUACAGUAGAGAACUUAAUGUAACACUGUUUCAUCUGUAGCCCAUAAACUUGCAUAGAGACAGAGACAGAGUGAAGUAGGAGUUGUAUAUUUCAACCUCUGAAUGAGGUCUUCUUUAGCAGGUAGGGUACAGAGGAGAAAAUUGCAAAUAUAUAUGAGAAAAGUGCAUCUGACUAAUGUGGGUGUUGGUCUCUAGAAGACAAAGUAGGGACCAUUAAGUUCAAGGUUUAAUUGCAUUGUUUUAUGGUUUUUUUUUUUCCAUGUGGCGACUGCAUUAUAUUGAUCAAAUUACACUAUAUCAUUGUAAGUACUCGGAAGGAAACCAACGAACUCGUCAAAUGUCAUUUUUGAGAAAAUUGCAUAGAAUCUUUGCAACAUGUUUGCAACAAUAUCUUGGUAAUUAACCAUACCAUUUUGAUCACACUAGUCUCAAAUUUUACAGCAUAUUUAAUGAGCUUUAAGAUGAUAUGGCAAGUUCGUUGUUUUUCUCUGCAGCCAAAUCACUGUUUUUGGACAUGACCACAUGGUUAAACAUCCCUUUAUUCUCAUUGGGAAAGGGAGGGUAAAAGUGAGGAACGUAUCACCCAGAGUGAUGUAUAUGAUACUCAAAAAAUGAUGGACGUUUUGGCAGAGAAAACGCAGGUAUUGAUCACUGGCAAGUUCGUUGGUUUUCUUUUCAGUGCCUCAUGUUGUUUUAACCUUCUACACAACUACCAAAAUGUGGAAAAAAGACAUAUGUGUAGCUCUGGACAUUUUUUAGAGAAAAUGUUGUGCCUUGAGCACUUUCUUCAUUCUUAAUACAGAGAUAACUAAGAAAUGAGUACAGGUACUCCUCACUUAACAACUGAGUUCCAUUCCUAAGAGUAGGUUGGUAAGCGAAUUGGUCAUUAAGCGAGGAGCUGCCUCUUACCGAUAUUUCAGACGUGCUGUACUCCUUGUGGGUUUGUGUUAACCAUCUUUAGAUAUUGUUUUAAUGUCACCUUUGCACUAUUUUUAACAUUUUUCGGAUGCAGCCUCUCCUCACUUAGUGUCGUACUUGUUUACUGAUGCCUCGGACUUGUGACAGGCCCUCUGACUAGUAUUCAUACCUAAAUAAUGUAUAUUAGAGCUGAUUUCCUCUAUUCUGUUUAUUUCAAUAUAUGGUACACUACUGUAUAAACAUUCAGAAAUAUAUCAGAAAUGUUCUAAAUGAUGCAAAGGCGACAUUGAAACAGUAUCAACGAUGGUUGACACAAACUCACUACCAUUAUAAUAUGGUCCUCACUUAGCGACGAAUUCGUUUAACGACGUGGUCUUAGAAACAGAACCCCGUCAUUAAGUGAGGAGAGACUAUAUAUAGUGGCAGGAGUCAGGUUGUAUGCCCCGAGAGGGCACUAACAGUUGCUUGUUUCUGUAUUAGGACUGAAGAAGCCGCUCAUGGUGAAACAUUUCCUGUAUCAAAUGUCCCGAACUGUACAUAAGUGUCUUUUUCCACAUCUUGUCAGCAUCACUAAACCGUUUUUCAGUUGUGCUAGUGAUGGACGUUUUAAACAUACUAUGGACAUAGUGGCUUUACAAGGGGUCAGAAUCAUAAUUCAGUUUUAUUAAUGUGUGAAAGUUAUUUCAUACAUUUUUUACUAAAUUUUAAUCAUGUGAAGUUAAAUGGUAUUGCACUUCUCUUUGCAGUUAGAGGGUAAUUUAUAAACUUCAUACAUCGGGCUUUUGAGAAAAAAGUGAGGAAAUAUCUGUGAUAAUGGUGGUGUUAUUCUUUGGUUAUAAUAGGCCAGGUUAAGAUUUUUAUCAGGUGUUGUAAAGCUAAGUCUGUUUAGGGUAAGACACGAGACUGGAGACUUGAGCACUGUACAGGUGGUGCUCGAUUUACAUAGGGGUUAUGCUCCGAGGAACCCAUUGUAAGUUGAAAAUAUCGUUAAGUCGGAUCUGAUAUGAUAAGUAAUUAAAUAAGUACUGUCACUGAAUAUGUAAAUAAACAAAUAAUUACGAGAUGUUUCAAUGUGAGCAGGGUAAUGUUUUGUGAAGGGAUUCAGGGAAACUGGUUAACCGGACUUGAGUCCUGGAAGUGGGAAGUACAAUGCGUGCACUUUAAAGGAUGGGUUUGGGAUAUUGAAAGUUUGGAGGGACAUCUAAACUGUCGUAUCUGAACGCCUCUGCAAAGACAGUGAUUAUCUAUGAGGAAUGGUGAAAGUGUUGAAUGAUGAUAAAAGUUUCUUUUCUUUGUUUUUGGGUUUUUCUUUUUAGGUCACCCUGCCUGGGUAGGAAAUGGCUGACAUGUUAAAGAGAAAAUUUACUGUAAGUACCAGUAUUGAAAAGUAGGUCAGUGCAUACAAGUUUAUCCUAUCAAUAAAUGUACUGUACAGUACAAGAAAAGUUUUGCAAUUUUCUCACGGCAUUGUAAAAUCAAAAUAUUGUAAAACGAGGACCAUAUAUACUUGUUUUGUGGUUUAUAAAUACAUUUCCUUUCAUUAUUUAGUUUAAAGUGGAGAUGUGUGGUCUUUGAAUACAAAUUUUUCAAAUGUAUACAUUACCUCUGAUAAUUUGAUUGUCAUUGUACCAAAAUUUAUAAGUAUGGAAAGACCUGUAGAUUUGUGAACAGUUAUAGGGUAUUUUAUAAAGGGGAAAUAUAUUGCUC
Molecule: messenger RNA, 8807 nt
Organism: Cherax quadricarinatus
Lineage: Eukaryota; Metazoa; Arthropoda; Malacostraca; Decapoda; Parastacidae
Source: RefSeq, a predicted model, not a curated record